AAGUCUAAGGGAGCCAAAUCUGAAGAAUGAGUUGGAUGAGGAAGCAUUUCAGACCCACAUUUUGUUGUUGUGGUCACUGCGGUCUGGAAUUUGCAAAUUGAUGCCUUGUCUGGGAGAAGAAAUGCUCCUUGAGAAAACAUUCCUGGCACUUGUUCUUGAGGACUUCUAGCAAGUCUAUACUAGUAAACUGCUGUAUCAGUGGUCUAUUGAGGGUCUUCACUGAUCUGUUGAGAGAGAAUCAUUUAGUCACCGCUUCGCUGUCUCACUAUCCCCAUGACAUUAAUUGAUGUUAUCUUCAGUUUCUUGGAAGGUGGAGACUAUUUCUACUGCUUGGUAAAGAGGUUUCUUGAUAUCAAGAGUUUUUCUGGAAAUGUCAAGGUUUUUUUGAUUCUGAGCCACCCCUCUUGCUGAAACCUUUCUCAUGUCCAGAUGUUUUUUGAGGAUGGCAUUCAUGGACUCUGUAUUGAUGCCUACUAUUUCAGCCUUGGAUAGAUCACAUUCCAGGAGAGAUGGAGGUUUCAAAAAUAAUUGGAGCUUUGAUCAUGGAGAAGAAAGCGAAGGAGAUACAGAGAAAGAUGAGGCAAAUCUGCUCAGCAUAGAUGAAAUUGAUGGGCCCUUCACUCCCAAUGAAGAAAAGAAGUCACUACAUUGUCGGCUAGGAACUAUUGGCACCAGUGGAGAGUCCAUAAAGACAUAUACAAGGCGAGGCAAAACUGGAGGUUUGAGAGACUUGAAAGGGAAUGCAAUUGGACUCAACAUGGUUGGACAUAGCAAGAAACUGAGGUAUAGCGUUGUCAGUGAAAAUGCUCAAAAUAUAUCCUGUUCUGGAACAGUAUUACUCGGUAGACGUUUCCACCAUGCUCAUGCCCAGACGCCAGUAGUAAAAACAGCAGCCCAAAGCAAUCUGGACCGAAAGGAAAGAAAAGAAUACCCUCCUCAGCUUCAUAAAAUAGAAACUGACCUCAUAAGAUCACCUCAGUCUCGACCAAUGGGAAGUCUUAUGGAGAGCACAGAAGAGUCUGGAUCAGAAUCAGAAUCUGAAAUUAAGAGGAAGGUACAACAGAAACGUUCCUGCAGUUCAUAUCACUCUGAUUUGCCCCUCUCUUCUGCUACAAAAAAAUGUUUAACCCACUUAGAGGUUUUGGAACAGACUGAUUAUUCUACUUUUUGCCAUGGGUGUGGGAAGAGAAAUGAAAAUCAGACCAAAUGCCAGCAUUGCGGAAAAUAUUUUCUUAAGGAUUUCCAAAGAAUCUCGAGACAAACUGUGACAUUAAAUGAACCCGUGGGACCUUUAUCGCGAUCGCCAAUACAUCAGAACUCAAUAGGACAAAAAUCUUCAGGUACAGGGUUGAACACAAAGAAGUUUUAUGGUUCUGCCAUUGGAAAAGGUCCAAUUGAUAUCAUACUGAGUCCUGAUAUUGUAGGACAUUCUAUGUUGCGACCGAAUGGAAAAGUUGCUCUUAUAACUGGGCCAAAAAAUCCUAAAAUUACAGGAAGCUUAAGGCAGAGGAACACGAGGCCACCUGAGCUAAAUGAUCCAAUUGUUUUGUCCAGUGAUGAUGAAGAGGAAGAUGAGGAUAAUGGCAGCACUAACAGAGUGGAAAGCAUUUCACCUCGCCCGGCCGAUUCAGCCUGUUCUUCCCCAGCACCCUCUACAGGAAAGGUGGAGGCAGCAUUAAAAGAAAAUACUUGUGGAAUAGAACAGAAACUAAAUAAUAUUGUAACCGAUACAGAAAUUGCAAUCGCGUUGCCAAGAAAAGCAAGAAUGAAAGAUCAGUUUGGCAAUAUUGUAUCUAACACUCCAAUAAAACGUCGUAAAGUUACUUCUCAAGAAAUUGUAACAGAAGCUGUAUCUUUAAGUUACCAAAACUCUUGUGAAAGUGUCAUUCUAAAUUGUCGAAGCAUACGAAUAGGAACCCUGCGAAAAAUGGUGGUAGAACCUGUAAUUUUUUGCCUGGAUUAUAUCAAAAUACUUCUAGAAGAGUCAGGAAGUGAUAUCCGAGAAAUUAAUUUAAAAACUUCUGAACUUACCAAAUGUGAAUGGUGUGGUGUACGAAAAUUACCAGUAGUCUUUCUGCAAACAGUACCAGCUGCCUGUAUUAGCCUGAGAUCCCAAUUGAAGAUGAGUAGAGAGAAGGAUAAUGUCUGGUAUGACUGUGAAGGACUGAAUCCAGAAGAACAGUACAUCAUUUUAAUUUUUGAGACUAGUCCCGAUCCUCAUGCAAAUACAAUAUUUGAAAAAAUUAUUGCUGACAUUGGUAUCAGGAACAAUAUUUCUGACUUCUUUGUGAAAAUUUCCUUUGAAGAAGCUAAUAGUAGGCUUGUUGCCUUUACAAAGUUUAUGGAAGACAACUCUAAAGGAAGCCCUGCGCAUAAAGAAAACAAAAUUAAAAAUGUUGUUUCUGAAUCUAAAAUGCAGCUGCGAAAUAAAACACCAUUCCAGUUUUUUGAUGAAGAGGAUGAAAUUGGAGAGCCGCAUACAGUGUUUAUCGGUCCUAUAGAAAAGUUGAUAGUUUAUCCACCUCCUCCAGCUAAAGGUGGUAUUUCUGUGACCAAUGAAGACCUCCAUUGCCUAAAUGAAGGAGAAUUUUUAAAUGAUGUUAUUAUUGAUUUUUAUUUAAAGUAUUUGGUACUUGAAAAAUUGAAAAAAGAAGAUGCUGAUAGAAUACAUGUGUUCAGCUCAUUCUUUUAUAAACGCCUUAAUCAAAGAGAAAGGAGGAAUCUUCAUGAAACUUCCAGCCUCUCGAUACAACAAAAACGACAUGGGCGAGUGAAAACUUGGACACGGCAUGUUGACAUUUUUGAGAAGGAUUUUAUUUUUGUUCCCCUUAAUGAAGCUGCCCACUGGUUUCUGGCUGUCAUCUGUUUUCCUGGUUUAGAAAAAUCCAGAUAUGAGCCAAAUCCCCACUACCAUGAAAAUGCUGCGGUGCAGAUAAAAGCCUCUUCAGAAAGAGAUAUUAAUUCUCCAUCUCCUUUGCCAAAUGAGUUUGAUACUACUUCACAAAGCUCUCCUUCCAAGUCUACAGUAAAGAAGAUGCUGAGCAAAAAGCAUAAUACAUGUUUACCUGAGCUGAACACUGAAACAGAGGACAGUGAUUUACCGUAUUGUCGAAGAAGCCCUUGUAGGGGGAAAAGUGGUUUUAAAAAAGUAAACCAAAUAGACAGUGAUGCAGAAGAACCUGCGCCUGUGGAAUCUGCAUGUCAUAAACUUGAUCAUAGGACUACAGAUGAAAAUGACAUGCAGAGUGAAUAUAGAACCACCGCACAACCUAUGGAUGGCUUGCACAAAAUUAGGCUAAACUACAGUGAAGACUCAGCUGAUGGCAGUAAAGUAAAUGAAGAUGACCUUAUAGAUUUUUCUGAAGAUCAGGAUAACCAGGAAGACAGCAGCGAUGAUGGCCUGGUAGAUGAUAACUGUAAUUCAGAAAUGGGACAGUGGCAUCUGAAGCCCAAUAUCUGCAAACAGCCCUGCAUUUUGCUUAUGGACUCAUUGAGAGGCCCUUCUCGAUCCAAUGUUGUAAAAACACUAAGGGAAUACUUGGAAGUAGAAUGGGAAGUCAGGAAGGGUAGUAAAAGAAGUUUCUCCAAAGAUGUCAUGAAAGGUUCCAAUCCAAAAGUGCCCCAACAAAACAAUUUCAGUGAUUGUGGAGUAUAUGUAUUACAGUAUGUGGAGAGCUUUUUUGAGAAUCCCAUUCUCAAUUUUGAGUUGCCAAUGAACUUAAUGGACUGGUUUCCAAGACCUAGAAUGAAAACUAAACGAGAAGAAAUAAGAAACAUAAUCUUGAAGCUGCAGGAACAGCAGAACAAAGAGAAGAAGGGACAGAAAGAUACGAGUCUGACAGAAAGACCUGUGCAGGAAGGAACAGAACAAUUUAUCAACAGCAGCUCAGACUAAAUAAAAUGUCUGUUGCAUGUUAGUCAAAAACUGAAGUAUACUUUCUUUGUCUGCCCAGACUAAAGAAUUGGAGUAUUCUCUGCUCAAAGUUACUUGGGAAUGUUAAUGCCUGUAUAAAUGUGUGUCAUAAAAUUAAUAAAUUCCCAAAAAGAUAUGUAUUAAGUAAGCAAGUUUGUACAUAUGUUAAUGAGGCCAACUUUUUCAGCAUUUGUAAUUAUUUUUUUUCACUUGUUAGGAAGCUUUUUGUUAUCUAUUUCUGUUAAUAGAACUUAAAUAGCAACUUCUAAACAUAAAGCAAAUAAAUAAAAUAUUUAUAGGAUGACAUGGUUAACUUUUUUUCU
Molecule: messenger RNA, 4236 nt
Organism: Alligator sinensis (Chinese alligator)
Lineage: Eukaryota; Metazoa; Chordata; Crocodylia; Alligatoridae
Gene: SENP6
Product: SUMO specific peptidase 6
Exons: 24
Coding region: 422-3895 (1157 amino acids)
Biological process (GO): protein desumoylation; regulation of kinetochore assembly; regulation of spindle assembly
Cellular component (GO): nucleus; cytoplasm
Molecular function (GO): SUMO-specific endopeptidase activity
Source: RefSeq, a predicted model, not a curated record